Messenger RNA from Perognathus longimembris pacificus (Pacific pocket mouse), 2077 nucleotides. Its product is annotated as prostaglandin reductase 1-like. Gene Ontology annotation, molecular function: 15-oxoprostaglandin 13-reductase [NAD(P)+] activity; 2-alkenal reductase [NAD(P)H] activity. The transcript has 10 exons. The record is from RefSeq and is a predicted model, not a curated record. Gene Ontology annotation, cellular component: cytoplasm. Gene Ontology annotation, biological process: prostaglandin metabolic process. Bases 75 to 1064 code for a protein of 329 amino acids. Lineage: Eukaryota; Metazoa; Chordata; Mammalia; Rodentia; Heteromyidae.
GGAAAGCAGACCAACUCGCGUGAACUCUUCCACCUGACAGGCUCGCGAGUGGAGCUGGGCCGCAGGCACUCAAGAUGGUGCAGGCUAAGAGCUGGACGCUGAAGAAGCACUUCCAAGGUCACCCUAAAGAUAGUAACUUUGAGCUGAAGACUACUGAGCUCCCACCCUUAAAAAAUGGAGAGGUCCUGCUUGAAGCAUUGUUCCUCUCCGUGGAUCCUUACAUGAGAGUGGCGGCCAAAAGAUUGAAGGAGGGUGACAUGAUGAUGGGACAGCAGGUAGCCAGAGUUGUGGAAAGCAAAAACUCAGCCUUUCCAACAGGAACGAUUGUCCUGACUUGGUCCGGCUGGACAACGCACUCCAUUUCUGAUGGGAAAAAAUUGCAAAAACUGCCUACAGAGUGGCCAGAUACAUUACCACUGUCUUUGGCUCUGGGCACAGUGGGCAUGCCAGGUCUAACUGCCUACUUUGGCCUACUGGAAAUCUGUGGUGCGAAGAGUGGAGAAACAGUGAUGGUUAACGCGGCAGCAGGCACAGUAGGCUCUGUUGUGGGGCAGAUAGCCAAGCUCAAGGGGUGCAAAGUUGUCGGAUCCGCAGGUUCUGAUGAAAAAAUUGCCUAUCUGAAAAAGCUUGGAUUUGAUGCUGCUUUUAACUACAAGACAGAAGAAUCUUUGGAGCAAGCUUUGAAAAAAGCCUCUCCUGAUGGGUACGAUUGCUAUUUUGAUAAUGUGGGUGGAGAGUUUUCGAACGCUGUUAUAUCCCAGAUGAAGACAUUUGGAAGAAUUGCAAUCUGUGGGGCAAUCUCUACAUAUAAUAGCACUUGCGCACCCCCGCCAGGCCCACCUCCAGAGAAGAUCAUCUACCAGCAGCUCCGCAUGGAAGGGUUCAUCUACAACCGCUGGCCUGAGGACAUGGCCCAGAAAGCUCUGAAAGACUUGCUGAAAUGGGUCUCAGAGGGUAAAAUCCAGUAUCAUGAAUACCUUAUUGAAGGAUUUGAAAGCAUGCCAGCAGCAUUCAUGGGAAUGAUGAAAGGAGAAAAUUUGGGGAAGACAAUAGUGAAACCAUGAAGAAAAAUCAUGGAAUCAUCACUGGAUGAUUAGCUCUUUACUAUUUGGUAAAAAUGUGUACUGCCUAAAUUAUCUAAGAACCAGCAACUGUAAUGAGGUUGAUCUACCUAAAAUACACUCCAGUGAGCUGUGAUUAGUGAUGGAGUGUGAAAAUUUCAUGAACAACAAUCAGCCAUCUCUCUACCUUCUGUGGUUCUACCUUUUGGUGGUAAAAUAAUAAUAAUAAUAGCGGUUUUUGAGUCCAAAAAUCUGCCUGUGACUUUGGAUUUCUGAUUUCUCAUCAGUAAAAUGAGGGUGUUAGCUAACACCCUGCAAAAGUGGGUGAAAUUGAAGUCUGAAGAUCGCCCCUAGUACUUAUGUUGACACCAGGCUGACGUCAGAGGUCUAAGGGCCCAUACUGCUGUGCUAUAGUUGAGUCUAAUAAUGUAACAGACCAAGGACUGAAUCUUUCAUUGACAAACACUGCCAAAAAUUAAAAAACAUAACACUGGGAAUAUAUAUGCAUAUAUUCAUGAUUUAAAUCUUUCACUUACCAAGGAAUAUAAAAGGUGUAAACAUAUAGGAAGAUAUCUUGCCAUGGUUUAGAAAGGAGGGGAAGAGAAGCAAGAAAGACUAAUAAAGGGUGCAUUUGAUUAGAGUACCUUAUAUGCAUAUAUGGAAAAACACAGUGAGACUACUGUAUGACUAGUAAAUUAAAAAUUUAAAGGUGCCAUGCUUUUUGGACAAGAAGAUUUAGUAUCAGAAUGACGUCCAUUUGGCUGAUCAGUUCUGCCAUCGUAGACAUUGAGAGGUUACAUAAAAUUGUAACACAAGGAACUAAUGAGGGAAAAGGUGCAUCUGUAAAAAACUCUGGAAAGUGACUAUUACUGCCUUCAAAGAAAAACGGAGGGCUGGGGUGUGGGUCAAGUUUACUGGAGACUUCUGGAAGGACUGGGAUUAGAGAAAUCUUUAUACUGUAUAAUCUUUUGCACUGUUUGAAAUCUGAAUUUUAUGCAUAUACUCAAAUACAAUUA